Pteronotus mesoamericanus is the source of this 2494-nucleotide messenger RNA. It is a transcript of the gene SPIRE2, whose product is annotated as spire type actin nucleation factor 2. Gene Ontology annotation, biological process: actin filament network formation; actin filament polymerization; cleavage furrow formation. Gene Ontology annotation, molecular function: actin binding. NCBI's taxonomy places the organism in Eukaryota, Metazoa, Chordata, Mammalia, Chiroptera, Mormoopidae. Bases 22 to 2214 code for a protein of 730 amino acids. The transcript has 15 exons. Gene Ontology annotation, cellular component: cytoplasmic vesicle membrane; cell cortex. The record is from RefSeq and is a predicted model, not a curated record.
GCGGGCGAUGAUGGGGCGGCCAUGGCCCGGGCCGGCGGCUGCGACGCGGGCGCGGCAGCCGCGGAGCGGGCGGCGGGCGGCGGGCUGCCGGAGCCGUGGGAGCUGUCCCUGGAGGAGGUGCUGAAGGCGUACGAGCAACCCAUCAACGAAGAGCAGGCGUGGGCCGUGUGCUUCCAGUGCUGCCGCGGGCUGCGGGGCGCGCCGGGCGGCCGGCGGCGCAUCCGGGACACGGCGGACAUCCUCCUGCGCAGGGACGGCUCGGUCGGCGCGCGGCUGGAGCCCGGCGCGGAGGAGCCCGCAACCAUGGUGGUGUCACCAGCCAGCUCAGAAGCCCAGAUGGUGCAGUCGCUGGGCUUCGCCGUGUACCGCGCACUGGACUGGGGGCUGGACGAGAGCGAGGAGCGGGAGCUGAGCCCGCAGCUGGAGCAGCUCAUCGACCUGAUGGCCAACAGCGACUGUGAGGACGAGGACAGCGGCUGCGGGGCGGCGGACGAGGGCUACGUGGGCCCCGAGGAGGAGGAGGAGGCGGAGGGCAGCCCUCGCGCGGUGCGCACCUUCGCGCAGGCGAUGCGGCUGUGCGCGGCGCGCCUGACCGACCCGCGCGGCGCCCAGGCCCACUACCAGGCGGUCUGCCGCGCGCUCUUCGUGGAGACGCUGGAGCUGCGCGCCUUCCUCGCCCGGGUCCGGGAGGCCAAGGAGAUGCUGCAGAAGCUCCGGGAGGACGAGCCACAGGCGGAGCAGCCCCUGGCAGAGCUUGACAACCUGGGGCACACGGACUGGGCCCGGCUCUGGGUGCAGCUCAUGCGGGAGCUCCGCCACGGCGUGAAGCUCAAGAAGGUGCAGGAGCAGGAGUUCAACCCGCUGCCCACCGAGUUCCAGCUGACCCCCUUUGAGAUGCUGAUGCAGGACAUCCGCGCCAGGAACUACAAGCUGCGCAAGGUCAUGGUCGAUGGGGACAUCCCUCCCAGGGUGAAGAAGGACGCCCACGAACUCAUCCUGGACUUCAUCCGCUCCCGGCCUCCCCUGAAGCAGGUCUCGGAGAGAAGGCUCCGCCCCCUGCCCCAGAAGCAGAGGACCCUGCACGAGAAGAUCCUGGAGGAGAUCAAACAGGAACGGAGGCUGCGCCCGGUGGGGGCCGAGCGCUGGGGUGGCCGCGGGUUCGGCUCGCUGCCCUGCAUCCUCAACGCCUGCUCUGGGGAUGUCAAGUCCACUUCCUGCAUCGACCUGUCCCUCACAGAGGCCGGGAGCUGUGCCCAGCGCCCGCGGCCCCGGGUCCUGCUGAAGGCGCCCACGUUGGCCGAGAUGGAGGAGAUGAACACGUCGGAGGAGGAGGAGUCUCCGUGUGGGGAGGUGACGCUGAAGCGGGACCGCUCUUUCUCAGAGCACGACCUCGUCCAGCUCCGGGCAGAGGGGGCCUCUGGCCUGCAGCCGGCCUCUCAGCCCCCGGCGGGCGUGGAGCCGCCCCGGGCCCGCGCGGGAAGCCUGCACACGUGCCGACCUGGCGCCCAGGAGCAGGGCAAGUGUCCCUCCCCUGUGAGCGUCCAGUCCCAGGCUGAUCCCAGCGCCUCCCGCCACAGCGACUCGAGCUCAGCAGGAGGCAGGCCAGAGGCCUCCGCCGCUGCAGACGCCAAUCACCUGUGGCUGGAGUUCAGCCACCCGGCGGAGAGCCUGGCCCUGACUGUGGAGGAGGUGAUGGGCGUGCGCCGCGUGCUGGUCAAGGCUGAGAUGGAGAAGUUCCUGCAGAACAGGGAGCUCUUCAGCAGCCUGAAGAAGGGGAAGAUUUGCUGCUGUUGCCGAACCAAGUUCCCGCUGUUUUCCUGGCCACCCACCUGUCUCUUUUGCAAAAGAGCCGUCUGCACGUCCUGCAGCGUGAAGAUGAAGAUGCCUUCUAAGAAGUUUGCACACAUCCCCGUCUACACGCUGGGCUUUGAGAGUCCCCAGAGGGCGGCAGCUGCCAGGGCCCCUGCGACGCAGAGGAGAGACGCCUUCCAGUCGCUGCAGGGGCCGAGGUGGAAGAGCGUGGAGGAGGAGUUCCCGCACAUGUACACGCAGGGCUGCGUCUUGAAGGACGUGUGCAGCGACUGCACCAGCUUCGUGGCGGACGUGGUGCGUUCGAGCCGCAAGAGCGUGGACGCCCUCAACGCCACGCCUCGCCGUGCCCGCCAGACCCAGUCCCUCUAUGCGCCGAGCACCUGGACUCUCGACUUUAAGUGACAGCCCUGCCACCCGCGCCACCCGGUGGGAGCCUGUUCCCGGGGCCUCGGGGCCGGCCUCUGGGGAGGGGCGGGUCGGUUCCGGACCGGGCCGGAAGCCCUCACCCCGGGGCGCCGCUGCCGGCGGCCUCCCGCGCGUGCAUGUACAUAUAUACAUAUAUAGAUACAUUUAUAUAACACACACACAGCCUAUAUAUUUAUAUACAACCCCGGCCCCACCCCCAUCAGGCUCAGUUCCCGCCCCUCCCCGGAGGCGGUUUCCUGGGAUGGGCUGGGCCACG